UCACGAGCAAUAAUCCUCUUUUUUCCAGUGUAGUACAGUAAAAGUGGUGGAAACGGAUGGGAAGUCCAGGAAGUAGGUCUACUGUGAUGAUGGGAGGAGCAGAGAGCAGGAGACGAAGAGUAACGGAAAGAGAAGACGAGAAGAGCAGGCUGACGUUUAUCGACUUCCAUUCUUUUGUUCAAGUCAUUUUUUUCAUGCUUUCACAGCCGCCCCGCUUCAGUGCGGUGAUCUGAAGCAGAGAAAUGAAUAUCAUCCCACAGACAUUGACACUGUCAUUGCCUCAAGUGACAGACACUCAUCCGGUCAUACAGUGUGUCAUUAACAACGACCUCACGAAGCUCGGUGAACUACUGAAGAUCAACAAAGUUAAUGAACUUUACCCCUGCAGAGAGUGUAAGGAUUGUUUCACUCCACUGACUGCUGCAGUUGUGUGUCACAAGUAUGACAUUUUUACAAACCUUUUGGAUCAGGGUGCAGACCCAGAUAGUCAUUCCCAGAGAGGCUUUACACCUUUGCAUUAUGUCUCAAUGUCCAAAGCACCAGUUGUCUUUGUGAAGAGACUGCUAGAAGCUAAAGCUAAUGUAAAUGGAUGCAAUCCUGUGGAGCUUCAGGUACUUGAGACACCACUGCAAACUGCUGCCCUCAACGACAGGGAAGAUGUCAUGAAAGUGCUUCUCUCUGCUGGUGCAGCGGUCACACUGCUACCUACAGGUCACCCUAAACAUUUUAACAGAAAAAUAGCUCGGAUGGUCCAUAACUUUGCAUCCAAAGGAGAUAAAUUAUGCUCCGAAUGCAAAUAUUUUAUCGAUAUGGAAAUCGCUGUGCGAUCGGAACCACCUGAAGAAGUGUUCAGAAAAUUUAACAGUGACAUGCUACGGGAGGAUCCUCAGAACCAUUUGACCAUGAUUGAAAUGCUCUUCACUGUUACUGGCCCGGGUAAAGAAAAAUACAGCCAGGGAAGUAUUAAAUGGCUCAAGGAGACAGAGAAUGUGAAUACCUAUAUUGCAGGUACAGUCAGCAGAUUCCCAAAGAUUCCUAAGACAGAUGUGAAAAGGGCAAUUGACAGUUUAAAUGUAGUUUUCUGCACAAUGGAAGACAUACCAAAUGAGCAAGCACAAGCUGUUAUUCCCCUUCUCCUGGAACAGCUUUGUCUGCCAGUGAACGUUGAUUAUUUUGUAGUUCUAGCUGUUCUGCAAACACUGUAUGUGAUAACACAGAAAACAACAGAUAGAAAUGGAUGGGAUUUCAACUUUACAAAGAACUUGUGCAAAUCCGUAGCUCCUUUUGCAAUACCUUUCAAUUCCUCUGACAUUAAAGUCUACACGUAUGGUAUUUUUGCCAACUUGCUCCCAGUUGAACAUGUGACUGAAAUUUUUACGUCAGUGGGAAUCACUUCAGUGCCUGACGACGUUCUGACAUCUGCAGAUAUGAAAAUGAAUGACAAGCUGAAAGAAGCACUCAGACGUUUGAAAAAUUACUUGAGCAAUCCCAACAUGGACAGUGAGGGUAAUCCAGCCUUACCUGAAUCCAGUAAAAAGAAGAAACGGAAGAAGAAGAAGAAGAAAAACCAGGAAAAGUCAGACAAGCAAGAAGACCCAAGUAAUGACGUUUCCAACUCAACUGAUCCAACAACAACAGUUCCUGUUGUGGAAUCAUCUUCAAAUGCAAAGCCAUUCCACGUCAACACCAACAAAUCACCAGGAACACGACAAUGGGUACAAAUUAGCAAGAGAUGGAAGGAGAAACUAGAGAAGCUUGUUGCCACAGAUGAGAGUAAAAUAAUCAGAAUUAGGAGUCUCAUUUAUGUGAAUGAUAAAGAAUUCCGCAUAGCAAAGGGAAGCGAUGGGACUGAAGUCUACUUGGGACUGAGAGAUGAUGGAACAGAAGUUGCAAUUAAGAGAAUGUCUAAAAGCAACUACGAGGUCCUGAAGAACGAGGAGGGAAUUCUACGACUUCCAGAACUUGAAGAUCCAUCGAUUGUACGAUACAUCGAUGCUGCAGAGGAUGAGAACUUUGGGUAUCUUGGUCUUCAACUCUGUGAAUACACCUUGGAAGAAUAUAUCAAAAGUGACAGUGCGGAUCAUGAGCUGAUGAAGCUUGUCUGCCAAGUUCUAAACAGUCUGAAAGUGCUUCACUGUCAAAAUCCUCAGAUUCUCCACAGAGAUCUUAAGCCGCAGAAUGUUUUGAUUGAUGUUAAAGGGAGGGCACGGUUAUCAGAUUUUGGCAUAAGCAGACGGUUACUCACAGGCCAAACAACUUUGCGUACCGCCAGUGCAGGAACCAAAUGCUGGAUGGCCAAAGAGACUCUACUAGAAGAAGCCAACAUACCAUACAAGUCAAACACUGACAUACAGGUGGCAGGAAUGCUGAUUUAUUAUAUCCUCUCUGGAGGACACCAUCCAUUCGGUGACAGAUCCUGUGAGUGUGAGUACAACAUUUAUAGAGGGAAGUACUCCUUGGAUCACAUGGAAGAUGUGGUGGCCAAGGACCUGAUCGAGUGGAUGAUCAGUGAAGAUCCAAAGAUGAGACCAAAAGUGGGAGAAUGCCUGAGUCAUCCUUUCUUCUGGACUGUUGAAAAGAAAGUUGAAUACUUGAAAAAGAUUGGUAACAGGGACGAGGUGGCAAACUGUCGAAAGGCUGAUCAGGAGCUGAUUACUUCUCUGGAAAAAUGUGCUGGGGAUGGAUCCUUCACACAGUGGAAAAAUAAGUUUCCUCGAGAGCUGGUUCAGAAGAUGGAUGGCAGAAACAAAGCUUACCCUGAAAACACACCGGGGUUACUGCGCUUCAUACGCAACCUCCACGAGCACUACGCUGAGGAUGCUGCUCAGAUUGAUCUAAUGGAGUUAUUUCCCGAUCUCUUUGGAUGUAUUUACAAGUUUGCCAAGACCCGAAACUGGAAUUCAGAGGUGCCCUUGAAGGGGAUGUUUAAAAGAGAAGACAUCAGCACCAGGUUUAUGAAGCUGUCCACAAACACUGAGGAGCUUGUGGGUGUCCCAGUCCAAGAGUCUCAACCCAGUGACUUGAAGUGAAGCUGGUUCUAUAGUUCCUUAUAAGCACCCAAAGGAGAAAACAAACAACAUGCAAUCGUUUCAGAUGAGAGGAUAGAGAGGAUCUUGUUUAAUACCAAAGCAAAGAAAAAGAGUUCAGUCAUCAUUUAUUGCUCAUAUUUGUCCUUUUUCCCUUUGUGAGGCAUACUUCGAUGAUGUGGUUGCCUAUUCUUCCACUCGGCCUGAACAUCUCAACACUCUCUCUGUCAUUUCCAGUCGUCUCCGUCAAAUUCAAAUUUGGCAGGGGGACGGUUACCUAUCGUGGUAAGCAGAUGGGACAAGGCCAGGUUCGUCCUCUAGCAACCAAAGUACAAGGAAUCGUCGAUGUUCUGGUUCCACAGACAAACAGAGCCCUGCGCUGUUUCCUAGGCAUGUGUGGGUACUAUAGAGGUUUCUGUCAGAACAGAACUGGCCAAGCAGAGUAUUGAGCAUGCAAUCUGUUACUUCUCCAAGACGUUUAACAAACAUCAAGUAAAUUACAGUACUACUGAAAAAGAGGCUCUCGCUCUUCUGCUUACAUUACAGCUUCUUGAAGCGUAUAUUGGCUCAAGUUCAAACCCCGUGCAAGUUUUCACUGAUCAUAAACCUCUGAUCUUCUUGGCCCAGAUGUGCAAUUCUAACCAGCGGAUCAUGCGCUGGUCACUCCUUCUGCAGGACUUCAACCUGCAGAUACAUUAUAAAAAAAGGUACUGAUAAUGUAAUCACUGACGCUCUCUCUAGAACGUAAGUGAAACUACAAUUUAAUAGAAUUAAACAUAUAGGGGAUAUUUGGUUCUUGGGAAAGGGGGGUGUUAUGACUGUUACGUAUUAUUUGUCUGGGAGGAGUGUGUGCUCCCUGUUUUUUUCCCCUAUCUCCGUAUGUAGAUCAGUGUAUGUCGUAGCUGAUGUUGGAUUGGCUGGGGUUUCCCAGAUCCUCUGCUGAUUGGAUAACCAUCAGAGAGGGAGCUAUUUAAACGUCCAAGAUGGCGGCAGUUGGCGAGCUACUCACGCUCUUCACCUCCCAACCGGUCACCACCUUGGUUAGUUGUUACUUUUGGAUUUGAUUUCUGUUUCAAGAUCAGUAGCAGUGAACUGCCAUUUUUGUUAACAAUUUUUCUCCUGUUUAAUUUUUUUUUUUUUUUUUUGAUAUGUUGAGGUAGGUAAGAGUUUGUCUUUUAUUUUGUCCUCUGGUAGGAUAGACUUCGGUUGUUUUUCAGUUAGAAUCGUUUUGUUUGUUAUUUUGGCCUGGGUUCACUCUGAAGUUGAAUUGUGGUUUGUGCAGUUUGCACAAUAAAUGUUUCACAAUGAUGAA
Molecule: messenger RNA, 4338 nt
Organism: Mugil cephalus (flathead mullet)
Lineage: Eukaryota; Metazoa; Chordata; Actinopteri; Mugiliformes; Mugilidae
Exons: 7
Coding region: 243-3029 (928 amino acids)
Biological process (GO): protein phosphorylation; intrinsic apoptotic signaling pathway in response to endoplasmic reticulum stress; mRNA processing
Cellular component (GO): IRE1-TRAF2-ASK1 complex
Molecular function (GO): ATP binding; protein serine/threonine kinase activity; RNA endonuclease activity
Source: RefSeq, a predicted model, not a curated record